This is a messenger RNA of Aphanomyces astaci, 978 nucleotides long. RefSeq lists its product as hypothetical. Gene Ontology annotation, biological process: DNA repair. The annotation marks the transcript as partial. The record is from RefSeq and is a predicted model, not a curated record. NCBI's taxonomy places the organism in Eukaryota, Oomycota, Saprolegniomycetes, Saprolegniales, Verrucalvaceae. The transcript is spliced from 5 exons. Gene Ontology annotation, cellular component: Smc5-Smc6 complex; nucleus.
CAUGAGCAAGCGACGGCACGAAGCAAGCUCGUUCGGACCGCUUCUGGGCGACAGCAAGAUCACGACGGCGGAACGGCGGGCCAUUCGGUGCAGAGAGCGCGAAAUCUUGCAGGAGUUGCGAGAGAGGAGCGCCGAAGCGUCGCAGCUGACCAGCACGAUCUUUCAGUCGAAAGCAAAGGAGCUUGAUGCGAUCUACACCCAAGUGGUGUACCCGCGGGAAGCCAACUUGGACGCGUGCAAUCUGGACGAGUUUAGCAACCUCGUGGUGAAGCAAGCAGGACUUAUGAGUGCCAGCGACUUGACUAAGUUUGACACGGGGCAAUUCAUCAACUCUGCCAAGGCUAAAUGCUGUUGCGAGGACACGGAAUCGGUGUUCGAUUGGUCGCGGAUGGGUUCUGCUGUCGGUCCGUGCUUUCAAAGCACAGUUGGUGUGAAUUUUAUGUAUGGAUCGAUGGACACCCAACUGGUGACCAAGGAACGUCGCGCGCCGCGCCGCCGUCGAGCGGAGAACUUGGAUGAAGAAGAAGUUCGGCCCACGCAAAUGACGAAAAACAGUCUUGUGCAAGAAGAUGUUCAAGCGAAUCGGAUGAACGUCCUCAUCGAGACUAUCCAAGAGGUCGGUACCAGUGGCCUCUUCGACUUGUGUUUGAACCCCAAGAGCUUUGCGCAGACGAUCGAAAACUUGUUUGACAUAUCGUUUCUCAUUCGCGAUAACAGAGUCAAGAUCAAAAUAGACGACAACGGGCUUCCCCAAAUUAUCCCCAAGAAAGGGAUCACGGGCGAACUCCCCAACCCGACGCAGACGAUCAUCAGUCUCACGUACGAGCAGUGGGAGAAACUGGCGCCGAUGUAUGGGGAGCCGAUCCUGGGCAAUCGACCACCGCCGCUUGCGUAGUGGGCGGCAAAUUGAAAAAUGCGAGUUUGGAUCUACUUUCUUCGCGCGUUUUUUUUCACUUGUUUAAUCUAUACAACGUUCGC